AUGGUGAAAUUUACCAUCUCAACUCAACCGAACAGAGGGCUGAGAGGCGUGGUCAUUGCUGUUGUUGUGGCUGUUAACCAGGAAAUCAAUGAUUUCCAGGUGCCUGAUGUGUUGGGGAUUCAAGCUCAAAUUCUGGAACUUGGUCAACCCAAAUACAACACCACAUUGAGCCUCUCUGGAGUGCCGAGGACAAGUGAUGACCAGCUCUACAUCUGCCGAUACUCGCAUCAUCACCCAAUGGUCACGUUGUUGAAAGACAGGUACACCAUACAGGUGAUCAAACAAAAACUGCCGAUCAAACAAGACGCUGAGCUAAAGAUGCAUGGGAUCCAUCUGGUUUAUGAGGGGGAUGAUGAUUUAGAAGGAGAAGAAGAUACAGUGAACGAGACACAUUUAACCGUUUCUCAGAAACUUGCCAAUUUCUUCAGAUCUUUCGAAGAAGGUGAAGCCAGCUCAGAAAAGUGA
Messenger RNA from Thlaspi arvense, 465 nucleotides. The record is from the annotation of a GenBank genome assembly. NCBI's taxonomy places the organism in Eukaryota, Viridiplantae, Streptophyta, Magnoliopsida, Brassicales, Brassicaceae.